Molecule: messenger RNA, 2013 nt
Organism: Lachancea dasiensis
Lineage: Eukaryota; Fungi; Ascomycota; Saccharomycetes; Saccharomycetales; Saccharomycetaceae
Source: the annotation of a GenBank genome assembly
AUGAAUUCUAACCAGGCCAGCUACUUUCACACACUGGCCCACCCAUUGUCUCUCUACGAAAAUGCACGAUUGAACAUUCAGUUUGUGGUGUUGAGCAUCCUGUACUUAGCCAUUUGCUUCGUACUACUGGGUAUAUGUGCAUCGGAUUUCCUAUGCCCCACGGUAUCGAACAUUUCGAAGGACAAACGCUACAGAGGUAUAUUAACGGGUAUCCUGUUGUCAUGGUGUAAUUCUUCACCAGACCUGUUCACCAACUUUAUGAGCUGGACCUCAUCAAAUGCGGCCCCACUGUCUGUGGGCGAAGUGUUAGGCUCGUGCGGAUUCAUUUUAUGUGUGGUUCAAGGGGCGGUGUUUAUAGUAAUGGGACGAGCUAAUGUUCAGUUGGAGCGCGAGCAGCUGCAUCACAUCCAAAGGGACCUGUUGUUUAUCCUGGCCGCGAUGUUGAUGAUGUUUUACGUGUGUCUGCGAAACGAGAUAACUUUACUCAACUGCACACUCAUGGUGGUGUUGUAUCUCAUUUAUGUUGGCUACAAAGCAGGAUUUUGGUCAAAACACCAUCACUUACGUCCAGAAAUCGGAACAGGUUCAGGUCCAGAGAUGGAAGAGCAAGAGUUUUCAUCUGAGUCCGAUCAAACUUGGAAAUUUAGCAUUUUGAGCGCAAUGGAUGACGGUGCUUUGUAUUCAGAGCUGCAAAAAUCGUUAGGGGCUAAUGAUGAAACCAUAACACUGAGAACGCUCCGAUCAGAUACCUCAUGUGCUGCAUACCCGUCCCCUAGGCCCUUGACAGCACCUGGCCCAAUAUCUAUCGACAGGCCAGAUGCGAGCCGAACUGCUGUUCAUUCAUCUCCGCCUUCUUUUGAAGCAUACCAUGAUGUCGAAGAUAUCGAGCAGGUAUCGCACAUAGAAGGUGCUUCAAGAACGAGCCCUAUUAUUUAUGAGCAAUUGCUGAGGAAGAACCUAGAACGUUGGAAAAACGGACUGGUAUAUCUUUUGGCGCCCCAACUUAAAGAUUUUAGACAGAAGUCCAACGUUACAAGGAUUAUUGCUAUUGUCAUGGUGCCGUUUACAGCUCUCCUACGGCUCACUUGUCCACAACAUGACAAAUUAUUAGAGGAGACCAGCGUAUCACCAAAAAAAGAGGCUGUUGGAGCCAAAACUCUGUUUCUUUUGAUAAUGCAAGCUAUAUGCACGCCAUUCUGCAUCCUUUCGCUCCUGUCGGUUCUUGUGGAUUUUCAAAUUAAUAGGUACCAGCUGUUGACAAGUUCAGUUGUUUCUUGCGCAAUGUGCGCCUGUGUAUUGACCUUUUUAUGGCAAGUCAAAGUGGAGGCGAGGUUUUCCCUCAACGACACUUCAUUUCAAGAUGACCGCGGCUUUUUCCGCCUUCGAAGUUUAGAACAGUACCUGGUUCUUCUACUGAACUCAUUCGGCAUCUUUAGUUGCAUUUUAUGGAUAUCGACGCUUGCAAAUGCUUUAGUGGAAGUGAUGGUUCUUUAUCAAAGACUUACAGGUGUCUCUGAUGGGGUUUUAGGGUUAACCAUUUUUUCAUGGGGGAACUCGAUCAGUGAUUUGAUGUCUAACGUUGCGAUGUGCAAGUUGCACCUGAGGGUAAAUGCUCACACAAAUGAACAGAGAGAAGAGCUCGCAUCCAGGUACUUUUUCAUCUCCUUAAGCGCCUGUUUUGGAGGCGUACUCCUCAACUCCUUAAUCGGCAUCGGUCUCAGUGGUUUUGUGGCUAAUGCCAUGGGAGCGGAAGGGGUAGAUGUAAACCAUCUUUGGAUUCUCAGGACUGUCCACCUAGGUCACAGCGGUAUUGAUUUUGAGUUUAUCCUUUCAGGGGCAUUCAUCUUAGUUCAAGUAUUGUUGUUACUUGUUGUAUUCUCUGGGAUCCGGCCGGUAGCGGAAUACCUCUCAUCAAAUUUGAGAAAUGUGGGCAUCAUUUUAUGUUGCUGGUGGGGCCUAGCUACUCUGGGUAAUAUAGUCAUCGAAACUUCCGGCUUUUCAAGUGCCAAUUGA